This is a messenger RNA of Alexandromys fortis (reed vole), 1340 nucleotides long. It is a transcript of the gene Cimip2a, whose product is annotated as ciliary microtubule inner protein 2A. NCBI's taxonomy places the organism in Eukaryota, Metazoa, Chordata, Mammalia, Rodentia, Cricetidae. The transcript is spliced from 9 exons. Gene Ontology annotation, cellular component: nucleus. Bases 335 to 1297 code for a protein of 320 amino acids. The record is from RefSeq and is a predicted model, not a curated record.
UUUCGCUCUUGGUCGAAGUCGGUCUUCUGCAGGAAAGGGCUUUCACUUUGGAACCACAAGGUCUGCCAUGCCCUGCGGCCACCACCCUCUGCAGGGAACAAGCCUAUUGGAGAGUCCACACAGCUGUCAUCUGGGAAGCCUAACUCAGUGCUGACUUCAUCAGUGGAGAAGGACUAGGGUAAAGAGCACCACCAUGAAGCAAGGACUGCCUGUCAAUGGGUCUUGGCCCACCCCUUCCCAAUCUGGUCCACCCCCUUCCGAAUCUAGCCCCUGAGCUCUGGGGAAGAGGUGGACACAGAAAGGCCUGAACCAGCAAAGGCGGAGUCAAAGCAAAAUGACAGCUACUCAGAAACACAACCUCUUCACUCCAGAACCCCACUACAUCCCUGGCUAUGCUGGUUUCUAUCCUCAACUGCGCUACCAGGUGGGGAACACCUAUGGCCGCACCACGGCGCAGUUGCUCACCGAUCCCAGCAUACAGAAGAGCCCCUGCUCUGUUCUGUCACCUAUGUCCAAGCCCAAGUUCAUCGAGGACUUCAGUAAAUCUAAGCCACCGUGGAUUCCCUGCAGGGACCUGACAACGCCUUACAUCCCCCACUAUACCAGUUUGAAACCCUACAAGAACUUUGAGAUCCUGGGCCAGCCCCCACGCCAGGAGGUGGACACCCAGGGGCCACGACAGGUAGAGAACAUAUCCAGACAAGUUUCACUGCCUGCAGACUUCAUGCCCUAUCCUCCCUACCCACCAUUCCCUCCAGGCAGAAAGGCGGAAGCUAGAGAACUGGGACAUCCAGGUCUAAUGUUGGCGUAUGGGGAAGAAGCCUGGAAGAACGCGGCACCUAUUCAGGAGAGCCCAGGGAGGUACCAGCUUUACCACUACAGGAGGGAUGAGUACCUGCCCUCACAUCCCCCGCAGGAGACACUAGAUGUGGGAAGGUACCAGCGACUACCCCAGCUGGACCACCCCAACCUAAUCCAACGCAAGGCCAUCUCAGGCUAUGCUGGCUUUGUCCCCCGGUUUGCCUGGGUGAUGGGGAUGAAUUAUCGUGAUGGAGUCACACAAGCUAUGGAUGAGUUUGACAAGAACCAGUUUACGUUCAGACACCCAGUCUGUGCUCUGGGUGAAAGGCUGCCCAGGAGCCACUGGCCAAACACCACCAUCUACCGGAACCAAGGCCUGAUUCCUUUCUACAUGGGCUUCAUCCCAUCCAUGCAGGACAACUACGCACUGACUUUUGGUAACAGCACCCGAAAAGCCUAUCAGAAGGAAAUGGAGAGGCGAAGCCACACACUAUGAAUUUCUUUAAUGGUGGUAUCUGUACAAAUGAUGUCAGGACAGA